CUCACUUGGCAGUAUUUAGGGUCCAGGAACAUCAGGCUUUUGGGCUUCCAUGGUCACAUUGUCAGGAUGAGAUCUCGGUGAGCAAGUAGAAAGCCGGACAUGAAUGACCCCGCAUGGGCAGAGAAACCUGGGACAAGCCCCAGUGAGGACGAGAAGAUGCGGAGCCCCCACAACCUGCCGGGUCCUGAGGAUGACGAUUCUUCCUCGGAGAGCUGCAACGGAAAUGUCUUUUCUGCUCUGAAUCCGUCCACCAUUCCUCCCAACACGAGUCGCGAUGCAUCCCUUCCUGACAUGAACGGGAAUCCCACCGCUCCCGCCCCGGAACUUUCCACCUCGGCUGACGAUCAACCCAUUAAUCUCAGCGAUAAGAUGCACCCGUCUCUAGGGGCCCAGCCUUACCCAUCAGAUGGCUGCACAGCAGAGGUCGUCCAUAACCGCGGAAAAUACAUCCUCAAAGCCACUUCCGAGUCCCCUCCAUACAGUUCUGGAAGUUACGACUCUGUUAAGACAGACGUUAGCUGCUGUGCUGAAGACCUGACAGUCGGAAGAACCCCCGCUGGGGAUGAUGACGAUGAUGAUGACCAUGAAGAUAAUGACCGCAUUACAGACACAGAAGGGCUGGACCCAGAGCGUCUGAAAGCUUUUAAUAUGUUUGUUCGCCUGUUUGUGGAUGAGAACCUGGACCGCAUGGUUCCCAUUUCCAAACAACCCAAGGAGAAGAUUCAAGCCAUCAUAGAGUCUUGCAGCCGCCAGUUUCCUGAAUUCCAAGAGCGUGCGCGAAAACGCAUUCGCACGUACCUGAAAUCCUGCCGGCGCAUGAAGAAGAACGGAUUGGAGAUGGCCAGGCCAACACCUCCCCACCUGACUUCGGCUAUGGCUGAGAAUAUCCUGGCUGCAGCCUGUGAGAGCGAGUCACGGAAAGCAGCCAAGAGGAUGAGACUUGAGAUCUACCAGAACACUCAGGAGGAGAACGCUGUGGUGGAGAAACCCUCGGGACACGGACAGUCCACCUUUCCACUGUCAGCCGGCACCUUCAGCCAGGACCCUGUAUACAUGAACGGAAGCCUCCAUUAUACAUACCGUGGAUAUGGGCCCAUUGGGGGGAGCCUUCCCCCUCCCACCUCACUGCCAGCUGGAAACCAUUGCAACGGCCCAACAGACCUCAGCAUGAAAGCGUUGGCAUCCGGCAGCACCCACAACAAUGCCACCAGCCGGGCGAUACCGUGUGCCCAGCUCAGCCCCACCGAGAUCGGCGCCGUCCGGCAGCUCAUCGCUGGCUACAGAGAAUCGGCCGCCUUCCUCCUACGCUCCGCCGACGAACUGGAAAACUUGAUAUUGCAGCAAAACUGACUGGUGCUCCUCAGCGACCUCCAACCUCAAUCUGUUGUUUUAGAACUAAGACGAGACGUCUCUCCCCCCUCCGGACAGAGUCACAGACGGCGAACCUGUC
Molecule: messenger RNA, 1450 nt
Organism: Spea bombifrons (plains spadefoot toad)
Lineage: Eukaryota; Metazoa; Chordata; Amphibia; Anura; Pelobatidae
Gene: NOL4L
Product: nucleolar protein 4 like
Exons: 8
Coding region: 100-1350 (416 amino acids)
Source: RefSeq, a predicted model, not a curated record